Acipenser ruthenus (sterlet) is the source of this 4654-nucleotide messenger RNA. Its product is annotated as nuclear receptor subfamily 5 group A member 2-like. Gene Ontology annotation, biological process: tissue development; hormone-mediated signaling pathway; regulation of transcription by RNA polymerase II. The transcript is spliced from 8 exons. Bases 200 to 1819 code for a protein of 539 amino acids. NCBI's taxonomy places the organism in Eukaryota, Metazoa, Chordata, Actinopteri, Acipenseriformes, Acipenseridae. Gene Ontology annotation, molecular function: nuclear receptor activity; RNA polymerase II cis-regulatory region sequence-specific DNA binding; zinc ion binding. Gene Ontology annotation, cellular component: RNA polymerase II transcription regulator complex. The record is from RefSeq and is a predicted model, not a curated record.
CAGUGGAUGGGAGGUGUUCAGUCCCAUUCAAAUUUGUGGAUGAUAUCUGUUUUCUGUUUUUUUGUUUGUGUGUUUGUUUUUUACCCAUACUUUCUCUGAAGGUUACUGUAGUCUUUCUUGUCCCAAGGCUGGAAUAGUUUACAAGUUGCACCUUCUCACGGUCAACCUACCCUCACGGGUAUAGCAUUUGCAGUCAAUAAUGUCUUCUAGCCCUGGAUUUGGCAUCAGGAAGGAUUCUAUAAAACAUCAGCUUACUGCUAUAGGCGGUCUGCCGGCCGGAGCCGAGCCCUCUGUUCCGCCGAGCAGCGCUGUCAUGCUGCCUAAAGUCGAGACAGAAUCCCUGGGACUCGGUCGAUCGCAUGGGGAACACUGUCACAUGCCAGAUAACAUGCAAGCCCCUCAAUUUAAAAUGAUGGACUACUCCUACAGUGAAGACCUGGAGGAGCUCUGUCCCGUUUGUGGAGAUAAGGUGUCUGGCUAUCACUACGGGCUUCUUACUUGUGAAAGUUGCAAGGGUUUCUUCAAACGCACAGUUCAAAAUAAUAAAAGGUACACAUGUAUUGAAAACCAGAGCUGUGAGAUUGACAAAACACAAAGGAAACGUUGUCCAUACUGUCGCUUUCAGAAAUGUCUAACUGUUGGAAUGAAGCUGGAAGCGGUGCGGGCUGAUCGCAUGCGAGGAGGUCGAAACAAGUUUGGUCCAAUGUACAAGCGAGACAGGGCGCUGAAGCAGCAGAAAAAAGCCCUAAUCAGAGCGAAUGGACUUAAAAUCGAAGCCAUGUCUCAUGUGAUGCAGACUGUGCCAACAGACCUGACGAUAGCUUCGGCUAUCCAGAACAUUCAUUCUGCCUCCAAGGGCCUGCCUCUAAGCCACAAUGCCUUGCCCCCAACAGACUAUGAUCGAAGCCCCUUUGUGAGGUCUCCAAUUAGCAUGGCAAUGCCACCACAUGCAAGUCUCCAAAGUUACCAGGCAUACAGUCACUUUCAGAGUCGUACCAUCAAAUCUGAGUACCCAGACCCUUACACUAGCUCUCCUGAGUCUCUCAUGGGCUACUCUUACAUGGACACGUUCCAGACUAGCUCCCCACCUAGUUUCCCACAUCUCAUAGUGGAACUUUUGAAAUGUGAGCCAGAUGAGCCCCAAGUCCAGGCUAAGAUCCUGGCUUACCUGCAGCAUGAACAGGCCAGCAGGGGCAAGCAUGAGAAGCUCAACACCUUUGGCCUUAUGUGUAAAAUGGCUGACCAGACCUUGUUUUCCAUUGUUGAAUGGGCCAGGAGCAGCAUCUUCUUCAGAGAGCUCAAGGUUGAUGACCAAAUGAAGCUUCUGCAGAACUGCUGGAGUGAACUGUUAAUUUUAGAUCAUGUUUUCAGACAAGUGGUACAUGGGAAGGAAGGUUCAAUCCUUUUGGUUACCGGGCAACAGGUGGAUUACUCAGUGAUUGCGUCCCAGGCGGGUGGUACUCUGAAUAACCUCUUGAGCCAUGCACAGGAGCUUGUUGCCAAGCUACGAUCCCUCCAGCUGGACCAGCGCGAGUUUGUGUGCCUCAAGUUCCUUGUGCUCUUCAGCCUAGAUGUGAAGAAUCUGGAUAGCUUCCAUCUGGUGGAGAGUGUUCAGGAGCAAGUCAACGCAGCUCUGCUGGACUAUAUCAUGUGCAACUACCCUCAACAAACAGACAAGUUCGGGCAGCUUCUGCUUCGGUUGCCAGAGAUUCGUGCAAUCAGCAUGCAGGCUGAGGAGUACCUCUACUACAAACACCUGAAUGGAGACGUGCCCUGCAACAACCUGCUGAUAGAGAUGCUGCAUGCAAAACGAGCCUGAGCUUCACCUCCAUCACCCAACAUGGUUUCCAACCCCCUCCCAACCCAACCAAGUCCUCUGAGGUACCCCCUCAGCAACUGUAAUGCAUCAAGCAAACCAUGUCUGUUUUUUUUUUGUUGUUUUGCAGAUGCUAGACACACAGGAUUUCUGGGACACCUGAUAUGCAGAUAUCAGGGUGCCACCAAUUUUAUGACAGCGGUAUGAUUAAUCGCUGCUCAUCCUCAGUAAAGAGACUCAAAAAGCUAAAAUCUUACUGAUACAAAGGACACAUCAUUCUGAUCAAAGUGAGUUUGAACAUACAGUAGAACUUUGAAAGAACUGAAGAACACACAAACCAACAAGGGAAUUGUGCACUUACGCUUAGCAGAGCUUUCUGUAGGCGAGGAAAUGCCUGUUAUGUUUAUAAAAUGGAAUGCAGGACUCUGGUGGUCAGACCAUUUUGUUAAUGGCACAACUGAUUAGUGACUAUUGUCAUUGGUACCUGAUAAGGGAUCUGAAGGCGGGCACCACCACGGGAGAUUGUUUCAUUGUACAUUGUCUCCGUCCAGACCACCAGAGCUCUACUUAGGAAGCCCGUCAGAAACUGCAAGGACAGACUGAUAUACACUUUGAACCCUUUAUAGACAUUUGUUUGUAGCCAAAAAAAUACAAAUGUUUCCCGUUACUUUAAAAGGGCAGUGUUCCCUUUUCUGGCUCAAUGUUGGCCACAUUUUACAAGCAUAUGAGAUACAUUUAUCUUUCAAUAAUCUUCAUGACAAAACAAAGGCAGCCAAAGAGGCUGUUUACAGUGCUCUGUUUUUAGUCAAACUUUGCACAAAGGAUGCAAACGUUGUGGUUACUCCAGAACAGAACCAUAGGCUAUUGGUAUUAGUUGAAAGGAGUGAGACCAAUUUAGAAGUCUUUUUGGUAACAGGGUCUCAUGAAUAUUUGACAACAGCUACACAGCACCUCAAGACAAAACUAGGCAGCAGUGGACAUCACAUGACCACAAAUAGGAAUACUGCCCCUGUCAGUACUAGACCAAAGCCUGCUGCAGAACAAAGUGUGGUGAUAAAAAAACAAAAACUUAAAUAUCAGUAUUAUAUAAAUUUGUGAUGUCACAGUUAUGUGAGUCUUGCCUUAUUUCAUUACCAUGCUAGCUAACCGUGCAGAUGUGAAUUGAAAUAUGUUAAAAGAAUAUAAAGUAUUAAUGUUGUAAAAUUCAGAAGAUGCAAAAGGUGUUUACAUAUAUUAGGUCUUGUGGGAGAGAACUGUGAUGAUGCAAAUUGCAAAGCAAUGAUUUUAUUAAUUAUUUUUUUAUUUGUUUGUUUGAUUGGUAAUUUUUUUUUUUUUUUUUACCAACACUUAAUUAUGUCGUGAGACACUAAAAUCAAAAAAAGGAAUCUCACUUAAAAUUAACUAGAUUUGUUGGCCACAUGAUCACGUGUUGAGAUUGUACACAUUUUAUUCUUCAGUAUCUACUAUUCAUGUUUGUAGGACUGUUGGCUUUGUUAUUUUAAUAGUUUUAGGUUAUAUUGUAUAUCACAGUUCCGACUCUAGACAAUUAUGAUACUAAUUUAUUGCUUAUCUGUUUCAUCCUUGUGUAUGAUAGAGAGAGGAAUAUCAAAGCCAAAUAUGUUUGUUUACUGUGGCAUGUUUUGAUGAUAGUGGCUAAAUGCAGUUCAGGGACAUAAUGAUCUUUAAAAAAAAAAAAAAAAAAAAAAAAUAUCAUCACACAGUUCAUUUGAUUAAAUGUCUAUGAAUCUUAUAACUGUAAAUUUGAAAAAUUAACAUAUUUAAAUCUAUUGUAAAUGAUGUGACUUACUGUUGCGUCUCUUUUCUACACGCAAUUUAAAAAAAGCUUCAUUCUUACACCUCAAACUUGUCCUGUGCAUUGUAUAUUCUAUACCAAAGACUGUAGAUUAUAUUUUCUCAAGUUCCAUGAUGCCUCACUACAACAGAACAAAUCACAACAGUGAGGUGUUUCAAAUUGGCAUGGCGACAUAGCCCUACAGCCACUUAAGCCUGGUGUCAGCAGUCCAGAUUUCCAAUUUUAGGAAUACUGGCAGUGUCUUACAGAACUUUGGGAAAGCAGUGCUGUUCACAAAUCCAUCAGCAAUUACUUACUUGCAGAGACCUUAACCAAAACUCAACCAGCUCAGCUUUAUCUUUUGGCAGAGAUGCCCUGGUUAAAUUGUCCAUGGAACAGAGUAAUAUGGUAACCAAAAUGAAAGCAUCUUUGAUCUCCCAGUACGGUCAAAACAAGCGUAAUUUUGUACAGGGGAAGGGAACAUGCACCAAUAUUUGUACAUAGUAUACAUGUUCUUGAUAGAAAGGAGAGUAUGCCACUUUUAAGGAAAUGUACAGAAGCCACUAUUCCUAAACAAACAAAAAAACAGGUCUGUUAAAUUUGUUAACAGACUCUUGUCUUCGUUUCUAGUGGCAACAUCCCUAAAAUAAGUAAUAUUUAUAUUGUGUUUUAUCUUCAGUAGAUUGUUCUUCAUAUCGGUGCAUUACAGAAAGAACAAUCCCAGUUACUGUACCUUUAAGAUGUUAUGAUUCCUUCUGGAAAGCAAACACCAAAUUAUGUUUGGCUUUAGCUGAUUUCUUAUUGUGACUAUCAUAUUUUCGCGUGUGAACAAGACAAUCUGUGUUGUCCACAUGUUCUGUGUUACAAAUGUUCUGCAGCUGCCUUGGAAUUCAAACAACUCCUCUUCUCUUCAGUGUGUACUUAGCUCAGUGAUCUGACUGUACAUGCUGGAAUUACACAUUGUCAUGUCAUUUCUUGCUAAGAGUUUCUUUACACUGAUGGAAUUUUUUUCCUGUAUUUCAAUAAAUAUAUAUAUAUGCCCAGUG